AUGGCAGCUCACGUAGAGAGGAGCAGAUGUUUCUCCGCAGAAGUCAAAGAGAGGAUUAAACAUUGCCAUUCGUUGUAGCCGUGGAACUGUUUCUCCUCUGCAGACAUUUUUUUUUUUUUCAUUCUACCUAUCUGACCUUGUUUUAACCUGGUCGGUGUGAUCUGAACUCCAAAUUGGAACCCAUUCCCCAGCAAGAAAAUUAACCUCGGGUUCACUGCAUGUGAGAGCAAAGGAAAGAGGGAGAAAAAAAAAGACAACACAACCCCAAAAAUCCCCGUGGGGAAUCUCACGGGUGCAAGCGAUCGUCACCCCUCACUGCGAACCAAUGAUCCAUUAUUUUUGAAGGCGGACCACUUAAUCUACAAGGACCAAUUACUGAAGCGCAGGGCAGUGGGCCAAUAUGAAGGACGUGUGGCUUGUGGAUUGUUUGUUAAUGGGGCUCGCUGUGGCGGCCUUUGUUCCAGCCUCCGCGGCCAGAGUAGAUUGCCCCAAGUCCUGUGUGUGUGAAGUCCGCCCCUGGUUCUCGCCGACGUCGGUGUACAGAGAGGGCCCCACGGUGGACUGCAACGACUUGGGGCUUUUCGAGGUCCCCGAGAGACUACCGGCGGACACGCAGGUGCUGAUGAUGCAGACGAACAACGUCGCCAAGGUGGACCGGCCUCUGGACUACCUGGUCAACGUGUCCGAGAUCGACCUGUCGCAGAACAACGUGACGUCCGUGGCCGACCUGGCCCUGGGCCGCCUGCCGCAGCUGCUCUCGCUGCACCUGGAGGAGAACUGGAUAUGCGCGUUGCCCGACGACGCGCUCUCCCGCCUCCCGAGCCUCCAGGAGCUCUACCUGAACCACAACCUGAUCUCGUCGAUCUCGCCGGCGGCCUUCCGCGGGCUCCGCGGCCUGCUGCGGCUCCACCUGAACUCCAACCAGCUCCGCACCCUCAGCAGCGAGUGGUUCGAGUCCACACCAAGCCUGGAGAUCCUGAUGAUCGGCGAGAACCCCAUCCCCACCAUCCCCGAUUUGACCUUCAGGCACCUGAGGAACCUUCGGAGCUUGGUCCUGACCCGGAUGAACCUCUCGCAGUUGCCCGACAACGCUCUGGCCGGCUUGGAGAACCUCGAGAGCAUCUCCUUCUACGACAACACCUUCCCCGAGGUUCCGCACGGCGCCCUGAGGCACCUCAAGAACCUGAAGUUCCUCGACCUGAACAAGAACCCGAUCGGGCGGAUCCAGCGGGGCGACUUUGUGGACAUGCCGCACCUGAAGGAGCUGGAGAUCAACAGCAUGCCGGAGCUGGUGUCCAUCGACAGCCUGGCGCUGGACAACUUGCCCGAGCUCACCAAGAUCGAGGCCACCAACAACCCCAAGCUGUCCUACAUCCACCCGACCGCCUUCCGGAAGCUCCCGCGCCUCGAGACGCUCAUGCUGAACGGCAACGCGCUGAGCGCCCUGCACCGGGUGACCGUCGAGUCGCUGCCCAACCUGCGCGAGGUCAGCCUCUACUCCAACCCCAUCCGCUGCGACUGCGUGGUGCGCUGGAUGAGCGCCAACCGGACGCGCGUCCGCUUCAUGCAGCCCGACUACCUCUUCUGCUCGGAGCCGCCCGAGUACGAGGGCCAGCGCGUGCGCCAGGUGCACUUCCGCGAGAUGACCGAGACGUGCCUGCCGCUCAUCUCGCCCGAGAGCCUGCCCGCCCGCCUGAGCGUGGCCAACGGCAGCGCCGUCUCGCUCCACUGCCGCGCCUUCGCCGAGCCCGAGCCCGAGAUCUACUGGAUCACGCCGGCGGGCACCCGCGUCCUGCCCAACACCGUGACGGAGAAGUACUACAUGCACCCCGAGGGCACGUUCGACAUCUACGACAUCACGGAGGCCGAGGCCGGCCUGUACACCUGCGUGGCGCACAACCUCAUCGGCGCCGACCUCAAGUCCGUCUCGGUGGAGGUCAACGGAUUUUUCCCGCAGCCGCCCAACAGCUCCUUCAACGUGGACGUCACGUCCGUCGAGGCCAACUCGGUGCUGGUGUCCUGGAAGGCGUCGCACGGCAGCCUGGCGCCCAACAUCAAGUGGUUCACCGUCUCGGGCGCCAAGAACCCCACCGUGGCGUUCACCGCCCGCGUCCCGUCCGACGUCAAGGCGUACAACCUGACGCACCUCUCGCCGGCCACCCAGUACAAGGUGUGCGUGGACGUCCCGAACGUGCUCCACACGCAGAGGUCAAAGUGCGUCAACGUCACCACGAAGAGGGUCGAAAAGGCGGCCACGGCGGUGGGAGCCGCGGCGGCGGCGCUGGCGUCCGAGCGCUGGGACGUGGUGGUCAUCAGCGUCUUCGGCGUGCUCCUCACCGCCGUGUCGGUCGCCUGCUUACUCAUCUACGUGCACCUCGGGAACCAGCAGCUCUACGGGGACCUGCGCAAGUGCCAGUCCACGACGCUGUUGGCACCGCAAGCGGCGCUGCACUCCUCCCCCUUCACCCGGCUCUGGGUGGCGGGCAGAGGCAUGCCAGGCGCGGAGGAGGUGAGAGCCACGGUCAUAAACGUGUCGGACAACGCUUUCUAAAAAUAAAACGAGAGAGAGACGCGAUGCGUUACCCACAUCAAUUAACAAAAAAAACUCUCAUAGCCACAGCCAAAUGGACAGGUCAUUGAAGGACAAGCUGCCACUACUCUCUGAAAUAACAGCGUCCCUGUUUUUUGUCAUUGUCAAACGAUGACAUUUCAGGAAACCGGUUGCAAAUGUACUUUUAUUGUGGGAUUGUUGGCGGGCCAAAACUAUAGAAGGGAACAGAAACAGGAGUUCAAACCUCUGUAAUCAUGACCCUUUUGUGUCAGUGGGCCUAAGGACUGUGGCGUCGGCUUGGGGAGCCAUUGCUGAAAUCUGGGAGUCCCAUCUCGGACUGUCUGCAGGGUUGAUCCGAGAAGCCAGUUUUGUCUCUUGUGACUGUUAAAUGUGUUAAAAGAGUAGUGGAACAGUCCUUGUGAUCCCGAGCAAUACCGUCUGUGCUGUGCAUUCAUAGACGAGUUAGACGCCACCCGUUUCAUAAAGGAAAAAAAAAACCUCCCUCGUAGAAUAGACGACAACAACGAUGACGGUGUAAAAGUUUUGAUGAGAUAUAUCUUCUUUUCUAUUUAAAGAGAGAAAUUUUGUCUUUUCAUUGCUAUAAGAAUUGUUAUAUAUUCUGUCCUGAAAAAAAAAAAAAUGUAACAGAAACAUUUACUGUGCUAUAGCCAGUCAGUAAGCUGGUGUGAGUUAUAAAGCAGAGUAUUCUCGUACCAACACACAGACACACAGACACACGCACACACGCACGCACACACACACACACACACACACACACACAAACACACAGACACACACACACACACACACACACACACACACACACACACACACACACACACACACACAAACACUCAAUCACUGACUACUACAAUCACACACACAUGCACACAUGCUUAAUAAAGUGCAAAAAUAUGUAUCUUUGGGGGAUUUUUAAGGACUUUGACAUAGCAGAGCUGUUUGAAGUUGAUAGUUUAAAUAAGUGGUGUCCAAUUAAAUGUUAAUUUGAACCUAGUCAGUCGCUGCAAUUCGAAAAAAAAAAGAAAAUAUGAACAAACAUGAUCUUUUGAGAAGUUUCCUGUGCCAGUGUAAGUGCCUACACUUUGGAUUUCAACCAGAAGAAAGGAGGAAGAGAAAAACAGUCCACUUACCAAACCCGUGAAUGUCGCCCACACACACACACACACUAACACACAAACAAAUACACAGAAAAUUGACGGAUUUCUUGGAGCAACUGCGAAAGUGAAACAGGGACAUGCCAUGUCUGCAGCUUCACGAGUCGACAUCAAAUACUUUAGUGAAGAAAAAAAAAACACACAUUACUCGCAGUAUUUUUAGCAUUCCCUUGGUUUCAAGGCAUUGCAUUCUUGCUUUGGGUGUAAAAUUAAAAGCCAUUUUUAUAUCGA
This is a messenger RNA of Sardina pilchardus (European sardine), 3957 nucleotides long. Its product is annotated as leucine-rich repeat neuronal protein 3. Bases 401 to 2551 code for a protein of 716 amino acids. Gene Ontology annotation, cellular component: extracellular matrix. Gene Ontology annotation, molecular function: protein binding. NCBI's taxonomy places the organism in Eukaryota, Metazoa, Chordata, Actinopteri, Clupeiformes, Clupeidae. The record is from RefSeq and is a predicted model, not a curated record. The transcript has a single exon.